Kalmanozyma brasiliensis GHG001 is the source of this 564-nucleotide messenger RNA. RefSeq lists its product as uncharacterized. The record is from RefSeq and is a predicted model, not a curated record. The coding region runs from base 1 to 564 and encodes 187 amino acids. NCBI's taxonomy places the organism in Eukaryota, Fungi, Basidiomycota, Ustilaginomycetes, Ustilaginales. The transcript has a single exon.
AUGGCAACGAGAGCAACCAUGCGCACGCUGUUCCUGCUAACCUUGGCGCUGCUUUUGACAUUGGCGCAAGGGCAGUCAAUCUCGCAACCACAGCCGACGCUGCCGGUGCAGAGCUACUCCGACGACCCGGUGGUGCUCAGCACGCUGCUGUGCUCGCUCAACACGGAUGGUGGGCACGGCAUCGGCCCGCUCACCCCGCAAUCGGCGUGCAUGUCGAUGACGCUUCAACCACACGCGACGAGCAGUGUUAACGCCCAGACGCUGCCACCCUCGGGUAUCGUCACCAUCUUCGAACCCUCCUCCACCGCCUCCGUCUCCUCCGCUUCCUCGACCACGACAACAAGCGCGGCGAGCGCGACCAGCGCAUCCACAACAACGAACGCAGGAGCUGCAAGUGCAACGACUGAAGCACCAAGACAAACCAAUGCAGGGCAGAACAAUAGUCCACCCGCCGUAGCCGUCGCCAUCGCAAAGUACAACAUUGGUCUACUGCUUUUUACGGGCUUCGCGCUGUUGGCCGGGGUGACAUACUUCUUGGACGAGCUACUGGGCUAUUUGCUCUGA